Messenger RNA from Aegilops tauschii subsp. strangulata, 429 nucleotides. The record is from RefSeq and is a predicted model, not a curated record. NCBI's taxonomy places the organism in Eukaryota, Viridiplantae, Streptophyta, Magnoliopsida, Poales, Poaceae.
AUGGCGUCGCCACCCACACCCACCGCCAGCGCCCUGCAGCCGCCGCCGUCUUGCAGCCGUGCUGCGCCCCACCUCCAUGGCCAUCGCGCCCCGCCUCGCAGCCUCGGCCUCUCCUGUCCCCGCCGUCCUUCUCCGUCGCGACGCCUCCCCUUCUCCUGCUCCUACACCGGCCUGACAUGGACGCCAAGACCCGUGCCUCGCCGUCGUUUCCCCUGUCAAGCCCCCCUUCUGCUCGCACCCUCCUGGCCAGCCGUGCCCCUCCAUGGCCUUCUGCCCGAGCCACCAACCCGCCGCGCCUCCAUGCGCCCGCGCCGACGACCUCCGCCUCCAGCCGUUGCCGGCGAGCAAGCCUCGCUGGAGGACGUCGUCCUCGCCCGGAUCCUCGUCGCCAGCCCCAAGCCUCGCCGCCGCUGCCUCCGCUUCGCCUGA